AUGAGUUUCGUGGACCAAGCUAGUCCUAAGAAUGAGAUCAAGUUUGAGCAAAAACCAUUGAUAAAAUCACUCCAAGACUUGAAUAUAGUCGAGUCGUGGAAAGAUGGAAAGCUGAAAUCCACUACCUUCUACCAUGUCACCGAAAACGAGGAGGUUUUCUUUGGCUACACCUCAAAGAACAAGCGUGAGACGAGCAUCCCAGAAUUCAAUUCAGCUCUGCAGCGCGUCCAGGAUCAAGAUAUUUAUCCAACAAUUCCCGCCGACACCCACUUGACACUUGCACCGGAAGGAUUAAGCGCUUCGUCAGUUUACGUGAAACGACCAGGCCUACAGUGGUACGAGGAAAUGAUUGGCACAGAUUAUCUCCCCAAGGCCGUUCUCGACGAGACAAUGGUGAUGGAGCAAAUCUCACAAUCGCCUCACGAAAACAUAAUUCGAUAUUACGGCUGUCGGGUGAGACGUGGUUACAUCACGUCGAUUGUGCUGGAGCGGCUUGACCAAACCCUGAGCCAGUAUGUCACGACGUCCGAUUUUCAAGAGCUCGACAAAGUCAAGUUUUUCGAAUCGCUCAAGUCGGCCGUGGAGCACCUGCACACCUUGGGGCUGGCUCAUAACGAUAUCAACCCGGAUAACAUUAUGGUGAAGAAUGGGUCGCCGGUGUUAAUUGACUUUGAUUCCUGUCAGCCUUUUGGGAAACGGUUGCAGUCUUUAGGUACGGAGGGAUGGUAUGAAGAGGUGUUUUAUACUUCUGAGAAGAAACAUGACAUAUAUUCCCUUGAGAAAUUACAGGAAUGGCUUCAGGCUGCUAAGUGA
Messenger RNA from Penicillium roqueforti, 813 nucleotides. RefSeq lists its product as uncharacterized. Gene Ontology annotation, molecular function: ATP binding; protein serine/threonine kinase activity. The record is from RefSeq and is a predicted model, not a curated record. Gene Ontology annotation, biological process: mitotic DNA damage checkpoint signaling; protein phosphorylation. The transcript has a single exon. Bases 1 to 813 code for a protein of 270 amino acids. NCBI's taxonomy places the organism in Eukaryota, Fungi, Ascomycota, Eurotiomycetes, Eurotiales, Aspergillaceae. Gene Ontology annotation, cellular component: nucleus.